Corylus avellana is the source of this 1299-nucleotide messenger RNA. Its product is annotated as F-box protein At2g26160-like. The record is from RefSeq and is a predicted model, not a curated record. Lineage: Eukaryota; Viridiplantae; Streptophyta; Magnoliopsida; Fagales; Betulaceae.
AUGGAGUUGAAACGUGUUUUUGUUGCCGACGACUCUCUUCUCCAACGAAAACUCGGAAAAGGGAGAUUAACGGAGCUUACAGCCAAAGAAGACAGUCAACUUGAAGGGCAACUGGCAAAGCUUCCACAGGAUUUGAUAAAUGAGAUUGGAAAAAGAUUGAUAAACUAUGCUGAUUACAUCCGAUUGCAGUCAACUUGUAAGUCAUUGAAAUCCAUGCUGCCAAAGAUGCCAAACCACCAAUUUAGUCAAGUACCAUGGCUAAUGCUCCCACACGACAACGUGAGUGAAAAUACACGUUUCAGUUUCCUUAAUCCGUUAGAAAAUAAGAUGUAUAACCUUGACAUUCCAGAAGUAAAGGGAAUGUUGUUGCGCGGAUCAUCGUAUGGUUGGAUACUAGCUGUUGAUGGGUAUCCGAAGUUGUGUUUAAUUAAUCCGUUUACUAGGGCUCAAAUUCAACUGCCACCUCUAGACACAUUUCCAGAUGUUUUGAGUUUUGAUCCUAAUAUGCCUAAUAAAGAAUAUUUGAUUUAUAAAGAAAGAUCAUAUCUUCGUAGUCAAAAAACACAUACCAGAGGAGUGGCCUACUUUCGAAAAGUUUUUGUUAAUAAGGUUGUCCUAUCAUCGAAUCCUGUUUCUAAUGAUUACACAGCCAUCGCCAUCUACGGUGAGUUUGAAGAGUUGGCUUUUUGCAGAAGUGGAGAUAAGAAAUGGAGUAAGUUAAAUAUUCCAGGAUAUGGUGAUGACAUCAUGUCUCAUGAAGGAAAAUUCUAUGUUUUAAAUAUUAGCAAAGGAGUUUGGAUUGGUGACGCUACUUCUCUGCCAAAGAUGACAAGAAUUGCACCGCCUCAACAUACCCCAGAUGCGUGCUGGUUGGUGCGAAUGACAUCUGGUGAACUUGCGUUCGUUAAUAUAAGAUUUGAAUGUAAACCAUUAGUUGAUCCCAAAGGAAGAGAAUAUUACAAAACGACCCACUUUGUGGUCUACAAGCUAGAUCAGAGACGGUUGAAAUGGAAUGAAGUAACAAGCAUAGGAGACGAUGCAUUCUUUAUUGGAAAGAAUAACUCAUUAUCUGUCUCGUCUCAGAAUCUUCCUAAUGGUUGGAGAAAGAAUUGUAUUUACUUUUCUGAUGCCUACACUGAAGGCCACAUAGAUGGAAUUGUAGGUGGUUAUGACAAUGUUAUGUACAACUUGGAAACUAGAAGAAUCGAGUCAAUACCAGGAUAUGUUCAUUAUGUUGUAAGUGAUUCGUUGUUGGUGUCGCCUGCACCAAUUUGGGUUAUUCCUAACCCAUCUAUAUAA